This is a messenger RNA of Tetranychus urticae (two-spotted spider mite), 1820 nucleotides long. RefSeq names its product protein SpAN. The record is from RefSeq and is a predicted model, not a curated record. Gene Ontology annotation, molecular function: zinc ion binding; metalloendopeptidase activity. Gene Ontology annotation, biological process: proteolysis. NCBI's taxonomy places the organism in Eukaryota, Metazoa, Arthropoda, Arachnida, Trombidiformes, Tetranychidae.
UUGGUGAAACAUAAGUUUUGAUAUUUUGUGCAAACAUAAGAACCAAAAAAGUGCUUCUAAAUUAUCAUCAAAAUGAAUCAACGAAAUCUAUUGAAAUGCCUUUUAAUUACUUUCCUUUCUCAGCUGUCAUUAACCAGCCAAUAUUCAAUUGCUUCCACUCAAGAGCCAGAUAAAUUGGAUGCUUUGCUUUACAUGUUUGGAGGUGGCAAUCCAAAGGAAACUCAGGAAGGUUAUCAGAUUGUUGAUGGUGAUGUUGUGGUUCCUCUUUUACGGGAUGAAACAAAUGAUAUUCUUGCAGGUAGAAAAGCAAUUACAGAUUCGGUUCUUUAUUGGCCUUCCGGAGAAAUUCCUUAUACUUUUCAUCAUUCUGUAAGUGAUGUUGAAAGGAAAGCCAUUUUAACUGGAAUGAAUCAUUGGGAAAAUGAAACUUGUAUAAGAUUCCGUGAAGCAACAGCUAAAGACUAUUUUCUCAUUCGAUUUCGAACUGAUCAACCUGGCUGUUGGUCAUUGGUUGGACGGCAAUACUCGCGAUUCCAGAAGGGUCAAGAUGUUUCCAUUGGAAAAGGCUGUGCUCAGUGGACAACAGUAGCCCAUGAAAUUGGUCAUGUUAUUGGAUUUUUUCAUGAACAAUCACGAAGUGAUCGGGACAAGGCAAUUCACAUAAAUUGGGAAAACGUUGAGAAAGGAUUUUAUCUUCAAUUCCAGAAAGAGGAAGAUGAAAACUUUGGUGUUCCAUAUGAUUAUACAUCUGUAAUGCAAUAUCCUUCAUGGGCUUUCAGUAAAGAUGUGCUCAAUAAGAACACGAUUGUAACAAUGGAUCCAAAAUACCAGCGAAUCUUGGGAAUCAAUCGAGGCCUGACUUUCCGUGAUAAGAAGAUGGUUAAUCAUUUAUAUUCGUGUGAUCGUGAUUGCCAUAACCUUUCUGAAUAUCAAUGUUUAAAUGGUGGCUACUUGAAACCUGGUAAAGCUGGUGAAAACUGUACAUGUGAAUGUCCACCUAAUACUAAUGGAUCAUCUUGUCAAAAUGUGAUUACCUCAGAUUAUUAUGAGCCUCUGUUUCCUCUUCCAUGUGGUGGAAAUGUCACACUUCCGGGUUAUAUAUCAACACCAGGUUACCCAGGACGUCGUAAUCCUCAUGAAAGCUGUGUCUGGGAUAUUCAAGCACCAUUGGGUAUUCGAGUCGAGCUUGAAAUUUUGGACUUUGAUUUUGCCCCUCGAUCAAAAUCUUUAAACAAAAGAUUAUUUGGUAAAUGUGUCAAUGAAUCGGUUGAGAUCAGAGUAAAAGAUGAUUAUCACGGUGAAAUAUAUUGUGGAACUGAUUUGGAGCCAGGAAACAAACUCAUUUCGGAGAAAAAUCGACUUCUUAUCAUGAUUAACGCAGACAAUUCAAUGACUGGUAAAGGUUUUAAAGCCAAUGUGCGUUUUAUUGGAAAAAAUGGCGAAAAUUCAAUCAUUCCAUCAACAACCUAUCCUCCAAUCAAAGCAACAUCAAACCCACCUUUUAUCCCUGAACCAAAAAACACAACACCAAAACCCUUUUCAACUACAACAAUAGUACCUAAAGUGAAUAAAAUCAACGAGAUAACAUUCAAACCCAAAGAUAUUGAAGAAAUAUGGAACAGAAUCAAAAGUAUUCAACAGGGAAAAAUUGUUAAAGUAAUUAAACCAAAAGUGGGUCCAAAAAUUUGAGAUCCAAUAAUGAGCAUUCAUUUUCAUCUACACCAAUUUUUCACGUCUCGAUACAGACACAUUUUGAUACUUUUUGUACCUGAUGAUUUUCCAUUAAAUUAAUAAUUUCAAUAAAUUGACUUCUAAUUCAA